AUGGAACAAAUUAAAGAUCAUCUUCAGUGCACCAUCCAGGCUUUACAAGAUGAGCUCAGGAUCCAGCGCGAUCUCAACCAGCUCUUCCAGUCCGAUUACUCCGAGUCCGGCCACCUCAACCAGUCCAUUCCUCCUCAAGAAAUGACAGAGGAGAACUUCCUGCGUCUCCACGGCGAGUACGAGCGGCAGGUCAAGGAGCUUUUCCUCCUGAGGAAGACUGUAGAAGAAAUGGAGCUGAGGAUAGACACACAGAAACACACACUAACUGCCAGGGAUGAGUCAAUAAAGAAGUUACUGGAAAUGCUACAGAGUAAAGGCCUGUCCGCACGGGCCACCGAGGAGGACCACGAACGUACGAGGCGACUGGCCGACGCUGAGAUGACCAUCCACCAGCUGGAGGGUCUGCUGGAGCAGAGAGACAAAGAGAUGCUACAACUCAGAGAGGAGCUGCACAGGAGAUACGAAGCAGCUCCAGAAUCAACUAAGACCAAGGCCCUGCAGACGGUCAUCGAGAUGAAGGAUGCGAAAAUCAGCUCGAUGGAGCGCGGCAUGAGGGAGCUGGAGGAGGAGGUGAUCAUGCUCAAGUCCAACGGAGCUCUGAGCAGCGAGGAGAGGGAGGAGGAGAUCAAACAGAUGGAGGUCUACAGAUCCCACUCCAAGUUCAUGAAGAACAAGGUUGAGCAGCUGAAGGAAGAGCUAACUCACAGCCAGUCAGAGAAGGAGGAGCUAAAGCAACGAGUCAGUGAGCUUCAGCAGGAGGUGUCUGCAAUUGAACAGGCCAAGCAGGAGCUGAGUCGUAAGGACAGCGAGCUGUUGGGUCUCAGGACCAAACUGGACACUCUGAACAACCAGUUUUCUGACAGUAAACAACACGUGGAUGUGCUCAAGGAGUCCCUCACUGCCAAGGAGCAGAGAGCUGCCAUACUGCAGACCGAGGUGGAUGCUUUGCGUCUCCGUCUGGAAGAAAAGGAAUCUCUUUUGUCUAAAAAGAGUCAGCAAAUAUCAGAGCUGACGGAGGAGAAAAGUACUCAGCAGGGAGAGAUCACUGACCUUAAAGACAUGCUGGACGUUAAGGAACGCAAAGUCAACGUCCUGCAGAAGAAGAUAGAGAACCUCCAGGAUCAGCUGCGGGAUAAAGAGAAACAGCUGAGCGGCCUGAAAGACAGAGUCAAGUCUUUGCAGACGGACACUUCCAACACAGACACUGCACUGGGAACACUGGAGGAGGCUUUGGCCGAGAAGGAGCGAAUCAUCGACCGGUUGAAGGACCAGCGUGAAAGGGAGGAGAAAGAAAAGGGGGACGAGAUGGAGUCCAGCAAAAAGGAGCUGAAAGAGCUGAGGGAGAAAGUCUCCCUGCUGCAGGCUGACCUGGCUGACCGCGAGACGUCAGUGUUGGAUCUGAAGGAGAAGGCUUCUUCUUUAGCCUCCUCGACUCUGAAGAAGGACAACAGGCUGAAAAGUCUGGAAAUCAGCCUCGAGCAGAAGAGAGAGGAGUGCAUCAAACUGGAGAAUCAACUGAAGAAGGCUCAGAGUGCAGCGGCCGAGUCCCUGGCCAGCACUGAACUCUCUGAACGCAUCUCCUGCCUGGAGCAGGAAGUGACCCAGCACAAGGAGGAUGCUGGAAAAGCCCAAUCUGAGGUGGAACGACUUCUGGAAAUCCUCAGGGAGAUGGAGAACGAAAAGAACGACAAGGAGAAAAAGAUCCACGAACUGGAGAGACAGAUGAAGGACCAGUCGAAGAAAGUGGCCAACCUGAAGCACAAGGAGCAGCUGGAAAAGAGCAGGAACGCCCAGCUGAUGGAGGAGGCCAAGAAGAGAGAGGACAAUCUGAACGAAAGCUCCCAGCAGAUAAAGGACUCCCUCCGUCAGAAGGAGGAUCGCAUUGAGGAGCUGGAGGAGGCGCUGAGGGAGAGCGUUCAGAUCACAGCAGAGAGGGAGGUGGUCCUCGCCCAGGAGGAGCAGGCGCGAACACAAUCCGAGAAACAG
Stegastes partitus (bicolor damselfish) is the source of this 1986-nucleotide messenger RNA. Its product is annotated as ELKS/Rab6-interacting/CAST family member 1-like. The record is from RefSeq and is a predicted model, not a curated record. Gene Ontology annotation, molecular function: structural constituent of presynaptic active zone. Lineage: Eukaryota; Metazoa; Chordata; Actinopteri; Pomacentridae. The annotation marks the transcript as partial. The transcript has 14 exons. Gene Ontology annotation, biological process: regulation of synaptic plasticity; maintenance of presynaptic active zone structure; neuromuscular synaptic transmission. Gene Ontology annotation, cellular component: cytoskeleton of presynaptic active zone.